AUGAAGCAUGUACAACAAAUGUUUGGAAGAAUACAAGUUAUUUUCGGACCGAUGUUCUCUGGUAAGACCACUGAACUGAUAAGACGUAUCAAGCGAUUCAACUUUGCCAAUAAGAAGUGUCUACUCAUCAAAUACAGUAAAGAUAUCAGAUACAAUGGUGCUGAAACUGAUAUACUAUAUACACAUGACAAACAAAACUACACUGCAUUACCAUGUUCAAGACUCGAAGAGGUUAAACAACAAGCAUUGGAAUAUGAUGUAAUCGGUGUAGACGAAGGUCAAUUUAUUAAUGUAAUCCUCAAGUUCCCAGAUAUCGUUUCAUUCAGUGAAGAUUUAGCAAACAAUGGAAAGACUGUUAUUGUGGCGGCAUUGGAUGGUACUUUCCAAAGGAAAUCAUUCCCAGCACUCGAAUUAGUUCCCAAAGCAGAAGAAAUAACAAAACUCUCAGCGAUUUGUAUGGUUUGCUAUAGGGAUGCACCAUUCUCAAAGAGAAUCGUACCCAACGAAGAGAUUGAACUCAUUGGUGGUGCCGAUAUGUAUAUCUCUGUAUGUAGAGAAUGUUACCAUAAAGAUACAAAUGUAAAUAAUUUAAAAUCAAGUAAAUAA
Messenger RNA from Heterostelium album PN500, 606 nucleotides. RefSeq names its product thymidine kinase (gene thyB). Gene Ontology annotation, biological process: thymidine metabolic process. NCBI's taxonomy places the organism in Eukaryota, Evosea, Eumycetozoa, Acytosteliales, Acytosteliaceae. The transcript is spliced from 3 exons. Gene Ontology annotation, molecular function: ATP binding; thymidine kinase activity. Bases 1 to 606 code for a protein of 201 amino acids. The record is from RefSeq and is a predicted model, not a curated record.